AAUUAGUUCAUUCGUUUUUUAAACAAGGAAGUAUUGUGUUUUAUUUGCCUCCCAUGCAAAAGAAAACUCACUUAUUUUCUCAAAAAAAUAUUUUAAUGAAUCACAUCACUAGGAAAAAAGAAUUAAAGUUUUGCUUAAUAGCAGCAGGUCAAGUUUGCCGACUACCCGAAGGUAAUCACAGAGAGCAAGAUAAAGGCGAAUUAGAAUGAAGUUUCGGCUUCUCCAUUUGUCAUUUCUGUGAACUUUGUUCGCAUUCAGUAGCAGCUUGCUCAUACUGUUUCAGAAAGCAUAGAUGAAUUUGUCCGGCUCAAAUUUUCCAUUUCUAAAAUGGAUAGUAAUUUUGAAUUUUGCUUUAAUUUGUGUUGCUGAUCCUCGAAUUUCAGAAGCUGGACUAGUAUGCGAUACGAACAGGACAUCACCUACAAUCUUCGUUCCCCAAUUUGUAACAUUCAUGGAAUUUUUGUCACAACGCGUGACGGAUCACGGUUGGGGAAAUAUUGGUAUAAAUCUACAAAAUAUUACGAUUUAUACACUAGCAAAUUGUUAUCAGGAUCUUCCACAUCAGGAUUGUCUGUUAUGUUACGCUGCUGGUCGAACUCGACUUCCUCGUUGUUUUCCUGGUGAAUCAGGUCGAAUAUAUCUCGAUGGAUGUUUUCUCCGCUACGAUGUCUACGAUUUCUUCAAUGAAACUACUGAUUCAGCGAAAGAUAAAGUGAACUGUAGCAGCUCAAUUGGAGUUGCUACUGGACAGGAAUUGGCCACGUUAAACGCAUCAGCUGGAAAUUUGAUUGAACAAUUGACGGGGACAGCGGUGGCGAACGGCGGUUAUGCAGCGAUGCAUUUGAACGGAGCUUAUGGAUUGGCGCAGUGUUGGAAAACUCUGAGUGAAGAAGGUUGUAGAGAAUGUUUGUACAAAGCAAGCAGAGAUAUCAAAGGGUGUUUUCCGAGCAGAGAUGCCAGAGCUUUAAUUGCGGGAUGUUAUUUGAGAUAUUCGACACAGAAUUUUGUUAAUGAUCUAUCUGCGGAUAGCAGGAAGAAUUUGUCGUUACCAUCGAAUGUCAUUGCUGUGAUCGUUGCUGGUGUGAUUGGAAUUUUUGCUGCUUUCUCAAUUCUGGGUUUCUUAAUUUAUCGGAGAUGGAAAGGGGGGAAAGUUUCGGGUACAGGUGUUCCCAAGUCAUCACUACCAUCCGAUCCGUGCAGACACUUUACACUGAAAGAGAUAAAAACAGCAACGUGCAAUUUUGAUGAAAAUUGUGUGAUUGGCUAUGGAGGUUUUGGUAAUGUGUACAAAGGUUACCUCGACAAUGGUACAACAGCAGUCGCAGUAAAGAGAUCGAAUCCUUCAUCAAAACAAGGGGUUCGCGAGUUCCAAACAGAGAUUGAGAUGUUAUCGUCAAAACUAAGGCAUGUACAUCUGGUGUCCUUAAUUGGUUAUUGUGAUGAUAACAAUGAGAUGAUCUUGGUUUACGAUUACAUGGCUAAUGGAACACUCCGUGACCACUUGUACAAAGCUGAUAAUGCUCCUCUUCCAUGGAAGAAGCGCCUAGACAUUUGCAUUGGUGCAGCUAAAGGAUUAUAUUAUCUCCAUUCAGGUACCAAACACAUGAUCAUUCACCGAGAUGUCAAGUCAACUAACAUCCUAUUGGACGACAAAUGGGUCGCCAAGGUAUCAGAUUUUGGAUUGUCCAAAGUAGGUUCACUUGGUAAGUUAGAUGCUACUCAUAUUAGCACUGCAGUGAAAGGAAGUUUUGGGUAUAUCGAUCCUGAAUACUAUAAGCGUCAACAAUUGACGGAAAAAUCAGAUGUUUAUUCAUUCGGGGUGGUUCUGUUUGAAGUGUUGUGUGCUAGGCCAGCAAUAAAUCCUAACUUGCCAAGUGAGCAAGUGAAUUUGGCUGAAUGGGCUUGUAGGAGUUAUAGAAGAAAAAAUCUUGAACAAAUCAUUGACCCUAAAUUGGAAGGACAGAUUGCCCCAGAAUGUCUAAGCAAGUUUGCAGAAUUGGCAUAUCAUUGUUUGAGGAAUCAAGGGGUCCAAAGACCAUCAAUGGGUGAUGUUGUAAGAAGUUUAGAAUUUGCAUUACAGCUUCAAGAAGGUGCAGAUAAUAGAUCAGGCCAUGAGGUUGAAGGGUACAUACACCCGCCGACGCGUAACCUUUCUUUUCCCUUGAUUAUUAAUGGUCAUGCUAAUAUAGCUACCAGUGAAAAUGACAUUGUCUCAGGUUCAAGUGAAGUUGAAAGAAAGUUGACAAGCAAUGGUAUAUCCAUGUCAAUAAGUCAGAGUGCCAAAUUGAAAAAUGUCACUAUUUUCUCUGAGAUCAUGAACCCAUUGGGACGAUGAAAUAGUUAUGAUCAGUACAUAAAGUAAUUAACAUUAUCACACAAAAUGUAUAUCUCAGUGUUAUACACAUAAUUUGAUUUUCCUUCUUUGUAUAUCUCUGUGUAUAAUACAUUUGUGGAUAUACAAAUAUAUUUGCUAGAGUUACAUUGA
This is a messenger RNA of Capsicum annuum, 2485 nucleotides long. Its product is annotated as receptor-like protein kinase FERONIA. Gene Ontology annotation, cellular component: plasmodesma; plasma membrane. The transcript is spliced from 2 exons. Gene Ontology annotation, biological process: protein autophosphorylation. Lineage: Eukaryota; Viridiplantae; Streptophyta; Magnoliopsida; Solanales; Solanaceae. Bases 293 to 2335 code for a protein of 680 amino acids. The record is from RefSeq and is a predicted model, not a curated record. Gene Ontology annotation, molecular function: ATP binding; transmembrane receptor protein tyrosine kinase activity.